AUGCUGCCGCUGCUCUUCCCAGCACUGCUAGUCGCCUGCCUGCCGCCCUGCCAGGGCUGGAGCCCCUCGGCGGCUACCAGGGGGCAGGAGGAGCAGGAGCAGGAGCUCUUCUUGCCCGCUGCCAACUCUUCCUCCCGCUCCUUGGGCAGCCUCGAGAUGGACUUCGACGGGGCAGCGAGCAAGGAGGAAGGUAGCACCUACAGCCCGGGCACGCCGGCUGUCCCUAGCCAAGAGCCUUUCCCUUCCGCUCCCACCACCUCCGGGCAGGAGCAGCAGGGGCAGGAGCAACCGGGGCAGGAGCAGCAGCAGCGUCCCCAGCCGCAGCCCGCCGAGGACCCGCACUGCAACAUCAGCGUGCAGCGGCAGAUGCUGAGCUCACUGCUGGUACGCUGGAGCCGCCCGCUGGGCAUCCAGUGCGACCUCCUGCUCUUCUCCACCAACAACCACGGGCGGGCCUUCUUCUCCGCCGCCUUCCACCGCGUGGGGCCGCCGCUGCUCAUCGAGCACCUGGGGCUGGCGGCUGGCGGCGCCCAGCAGGACUUGCGCCUCUGCGUGGGCUGCAGCUGGGUACGGAGCAGGCGGGUCGGGCGGCUGCGGGGCACCGCGCCCCAGCCCCCCGCCGCCGCGGCCGCCGCGGCCGCCGCCUCCUCCUCGCUUUCCUACCCGCCGGCGGCCGAGCCCGGCCAGUAUUGGCUGCAGGGGGAGCCGCUGAAUUUCUGCUGCCUGGAUUUCAGCCUGGAGGAGCUGAAGGGUGAGCCGGGCUGGCGGAUGAACCGCAAGCCCAUCGAGUCCACCUUAGUGGCGUGUUUCAUGACUCUGGUCAUCAUCGUGUGGAGCGUAGCCGCCCUUAUCUGGCCCGUGCCCAUCAUCGCCGGAUUCCUGCCCAACGGCAUGGAGCAGCGCCGCGGCACCACCGCCGGCACCGCCGCCGCCGCCAAGUAGCCUCUCUCGGUGACCCCCUUCUCUUCGUCUUGUGCUGUGCAGGGACGCGGGACAGACUCUGUCGUGUUUUUCUUGUUUGCAGCGUACCACGGGUGCGCGGCGGGACGUGGGGCCGCCUCAGCGCCCGGCCCGGCCCCGAGGGGACCAAUUCAUAAGCGCGCGUUUUUUAUCUUUAAUACCCGUUUUAAACGAAACUUUUAGUAACAGAAAAACCCCGCCCCCCAAAACAAACA
Messenger RNA from Cinclus cinclus, 1175 nucleotides. RefSeq names its product transmembrane protein 158 (gene TMEM158). The transcript has a single exon. Gene Ontology annotation, molecular function: peptide binding. Bases 1 to 942 code for a protein of 313 amino acids. The record is from RefSeq and is a predicted model, not a curated record. Lineage: Eukaryota; Metazoa; Chordata; Aves; Passeriformes; Cinclidae.